Messenger RNA from Amphimedon queenslandica, 600 nucleotides. RefSeq lists its product as uncharacterized. The record is from RefSeq and is a predicted model, not a curated record. Gene Ontology annotation, biological process: telomere maintenance; DNA repair. The coding region runs from base 1 to 600 and encodes 199 amino acids. The transcript has a single exon. Gene Ontology annotation, molecular function: DNA helicase activity. Lineage: Eukaryota; Metazoa; Porifera; Demospongiae; Haplosclerida; Niphatidae.
AUGGAAGGAAGCAAUCUUCAAAAGAUGCAAGAUGAAAUGUCAUCUACCAAAUACCUCAUCAUUGAUGAGAUGUCAAUUGUUGGGAGGAAGACCUUUGGUAUGAUUGACCGUAGACUGAGGCAACCAUUUCCUGGAAAGUCACAAGUUGUAUUUGGCGGGUGCUCUAUUUCAUUUUUUGGAGUAUUUGGACAGUUGCCACCAGUAAUGGACCUUCCAAUUUAUAAUACUGUUGCACGAUCCGCUCUAUCAGACCAGGGGUAUAGAGCAUACAGUCAGUUUGAGACAGCAUUUACUCUGACCCAAGUAAUGAGGCAAUCUGGACAAGAUCCUGAUCAGAUCAGAUUUUGGGACAUUCUAAUGCGUCUCAGGAACGGAGAUACAACAAUGGAAGACUGGAACCACCUUAUGGAGCAAACACCAACAAGAAUACAAGACCAGUCUCCAUAUGUAAAUGCUCUUAGACUGUUCCCUACUGUUGAAGCUGUUGUUGAUCACAAUUUUGCUAUGUUACGUGUGGUCAUCCUAUCGCUACCAUCAAGGCAGUACACACUGCAGCCAAAGCUCCACCUGAUGAUGCUGGUGGCUUGGAACCAGUUGUGA